AUGACGGCCACCAACGCGACGACCAUCGAGAGCGUGUGCAAGCUACUCACCACGCCAUCUGCGGGGACCCAGCCGGAAGAUCCGAAGCCGGUGUCAUUGAACGUUGCCCAAACGGAAAUGCUGAACCGAUUGAUUGGACAUUUCAGUGCCGAAGGGUUCCGGCCGCAGGAGAGGACAGUCGACAGUAAGGGCAAGGAGAAGGUCAAGGCUGGCGCACCACUGACGGCCUGGGAGGCGUGCUCACUGCUCAACCGAGAGGCUCUCCUGCGUUGUCUGCGCGCUGACAAGUGGGACCUGGCCAAAUGUCAGGCCCGACUUGAGGAGACCAUAAUUUGGCGCAGGAGUCUCGGCGGCGAUGGCAUCGAAAUUGAGGGACAGGCAGCGACUCUAAAAACUGAGGCAGAAAGCGGGAAGAUGUUCACCCUCGGCUUCGAUAACAUCGGCCGGCCUAUCGUCCACAUGCGGCCUCGUAACCAGACCAGUGGUACCGGUGGCUCGGGACACCGGUUCCCACUGGCCUUCUGGCUCAUCGACCGGGCCAUCGAUCUCAUGCCCCCUGGAGUAGAAUCCAUCUUACUUGUCAUAGAUCUCGCUGGACCUCAAGAAUCACCGUCGGUCAAACAGCAAAAGGAUUUCGUUAGAACCCUAGGAGCACAUUACUGCGAACGACUAGGGCAGGCUCUAGUUUGCAAUAUGCCCACCUUAUUUGUUUGGGUACUCAAGCUUCUUAAGCCGGUAAUCGAUCCGGUGACCUUUGCUAAGGCAGUUGUUGAUAAAGCCGAUCCUCUGAAGUUCGCACCUGCGGAACAGCUGGACAGUCCAGCCGGGGGUACCAAUGGUUACGAGUUUGACAUUGAGAGUUACUGGCCAGCAUUGACCUUAGAAUGUGGUCAACGCCGCCGGGCACGACUAGAGAAAUGGGUGAAACUGGGGAAGAAGGUUGGCUCGAGUGAGCUCGAGGAUGAGCCAGCCGGCCAACGGGCCUCCUCGUCCAGCUCCGUCUCUUCCGCAUCCACUACCUACAGCGUUAGUAUGGCACCCAGCACCGCUAGUACCUCCGCUCCUGCCGAUUCGUCCACUUGCACCCUUCCUGAGAUCGCCCAUGGACCCGCCCCUCAAGCAAUGGUCGCUGUCUCCCAGUGAUCCUCUCUCAUCAAGCUAUCGUAAAUAUACCCAUGGAAAUGGCAUAUCAUAUCACACCCAGCCCACACAAUCUCUCUUUCGCCUCUCCAACCAUCCAUUACUUGCUUCUUCUACUUCUCUUUUGUGUAAUGCUUUUUCUAGACCUC
Messenger RNA from Puccinia graminis f. sp. tritici CRL 75-36-700-3, 1289 nucleotides. RefSeq lists its product as uncharacterized. NCBI's taxonomy places the organism in Eukaryota, Fungi, Basidiomycota, Pucciniomycetes, Pucciniales, Pucciniaceae. The transcript is spliced from 6 exons. The record is from RefSeq and is a predicted model, not a curated record. Gene Ontology annotation, molecular function: phosphatidylinositol transfer activity. Bases 1 to 1143 code for a protein of 380 amino acids.